Messenger RNA from Ciona intestinalis (vase tunicate), 2547 nucleotides. NCBI's taxonomy places the organism in Eukaryota, Metazoa, Chordata, Ascidiacea, Phlebobranchia, Cionidae. The record is from RefSeq and is a predicted model, not a curated record.
GGUGGGGUUUAAAUGGCCGGCCGGUUUAGAGAGAGACCGUAAAAGUUACGAAGAAAUAAGUUAGCACUAAAUUACGAAACCGUGCGGCGAAUGCAGCAGUACGUGUUAGUUAGUUUUGCAAGUAUGUCGGGGAACGGUUCGGUGCGAAACCAUGGUCACUACCAUGAGACUGAAGCCGAUGGUAUUGAAAGGAGGGAACAAUUGAAAAGUGGGCGGCAAUCAAUUCCCUUCUAUCGCCGUCAUAGCUCGGUGUCGUAUUCGUUUCAAGGCGAUCCGCAUUCCCUAAGUAAUUAUUCAAGAAGUUACAAACCAGAGUUUCUUAAAGUUGGCGAUUAUGGAAGCAUUCAAACGCCAUCACACCAACACGGUACAGAUGUCGAAGAAGUUUUGGUCCUCACUAGCACCGAAGUUUUUGACGACGAAGCAGAUUCGGUUGCAGAGUUCACUUUGCCCGUCCAGGGUGCAAACACAGAUGAGAAGCCUGUUUCAACGGAGAAACUUUACUUUGGGUUUACAAUUCGUAAACUGAAAGUAUUUCUUUCCCUUGUGUUGCUGUCAAUCACAGAAAUCCUUGGGUAUUCAGCAAUUGCUACGUUUUUCCCAGUGGUGGCAGCGGAUAAAGGUUUAAGCCCGGGUGAGAUCGGGCUGGUGUUUGCUUCUUAUUCAAUUGCUGGAAUAGUUGCGGCGUUGAUCGCUGGAAGUCUUCUUGUAAAGAUCGGAACAAAGUUUUGCGUUUUGGCCGGAAUGUUUUUCAACGCUGGAGCUUUAAUUUGCUUUGGAUUUCUUGACCAAACUGCUUUGCUUCCCUUCUAUGCGUUAAGUAUUGCAAGUCGUGGUUUGAUGGGCUUUGGUUGUAACCUCGCGUACACGGCCAUGUACGCCAUCAUUUUCCAGGAAUUUGAGGAUCGUUCUAUCACAGUGGUUGGGAUGUCCGAGACAUUAGUCAGCAUUGGUGGGAUGAUGGGACCUCUCGUGGGAGGGGCAUUGUACCAGUAUGGUGGAUACGCGACCCCCUUCAUUGUGUUGAGUUCGUUACAAUUUGUGUUAAUGGUCGUGUGUUGGUAUCUGCUACCUUAUUCACCAGCCGACUCCAACGUAGCGACGGUUUCUCCGUUCCAACUAUUAAAACACUCGAGUGCAGUGAUCGCAACCUUGGAUAUCAUCAUCAUGUUCACCCUCAGCAGUUUCUUUGCUUCAAACCUGGAUACCUUCCUUAAUGAUGAGUUUGACAUGUCUCCAGUUAUUGUUGGAGUUACGAUGUUGAUUGGAAGUUUAUGUUAUGGCAUCACCUCGCCAAUAUGGGGAUAUAUUGCUGAUAGAUGGAAGAAAAACUUUUUGAUGGAGAUUGGGACUUUGGGGGAAUUUGUGGCUAUGGUUCUUAUUGGGCCGGCAUUAUUGCUCAAGUCAUGGUUUGGAAUCGAGAAACAAACCCUACCAUUGUUGUACGCAGCUAUAUGUGUGAAGGGAAGCUUUACAGGAGCGGCGCUUAUGCCAACGUUCACCGAUAUGGUGGAUGCUGCAAGUGAAUUAAAAGUCCAAGAAAGUCUUCUUGCGCAAUAUGGGAUGGUGUCAGGGUUGUGGAACACAGCGUUCUCCCUGGGUGAUAUAUCAGGUCCCCUGCUUGGGGGGUUGCUUGUCGGGAAGUUUGGGUUCGAAAACACGGCAGCAAUUUUAGGAUUGUGUUGCUUGGGAUUGAUGGUCAUUAAAAUAAGUGAAAGAAUAAUACGAAGGUGUUGUUGCAAACCAACCAUCGUGGAAUCCAACAGCGAAUAUGAAAGUUUGCUUCCCAACGCUCCGGAUGUAUAAUGGCAUCAACAACAUUAAACAACUGUGAUCCGGUAUUGCAAUAUCUUUGUUUAUUUAAACAAGCAAAGAUUGUUUUCAACAAUAUUGAAGGGUAUACAAGGAUUUUAACUAUUCUGCACUUAACAAUUCAUUGUUUGCGAGGUGUAAAACAGAACACUCGUGUUAUAACGACUGAUGUUGACCCGCCAUGCGAGAAUAUAUAAGUUACGUACGUAGCAACUCGUAAGCGGGCACGAGGUGUAUAAAACAGAACACCUGUGUUAUAACGACUGUCGUUGCCCCGCCAUGCGAGAAUAAAUAAGUUAUGUACAUAGCAACUCGUAAGCGGGCACGAGGUGUAUAAAACAGAACACCUGUGUUAUAACGACUGUUGUUGCUCCGCUAUGCGAGGACAAAUAAAUUAUGUAUUGUCUUUAAAAGUUUUAAAGUUGUGCAACGUAAAAUGCAAAAUGUUCGGUUCAAACGAUUUAUUACUUAAUGCACAAUUUCUUUAUCAACCAAUACCUCUAUAAAUAUGUUUACACUUUUAACGGUUCUGGUACAAUUAUUGCUAAGGUUCGUGCUGAUUGAGUUUUAUUCCUGUACGUAAUAGAGUAAGGUGCAUAGUUAUUGUUCUAUGCACUAUUCUCUUAGACCAAAUCCGUUAUUUUACUUUUGUGUUGGUAAAAAAGGUAUUUUUGGGGUCGUAUUUAGUUGGUGAUUUGCACUUAACUAGCAAAAUACAUUACUGGUUUCCAUUAA